AUGGCCACCCAACUAAGAUACGAGAAUAACGAUAAUGAUGAAAGAGUAGAGCAUAAUCUCUUUACCAAUAGAUCCACCAUGAUGGCAAAUUUUGAAGAAUGGAUCAAAAUGGCUACAGAUAAUAAAAUAAACUCCCGAAAUAGUUGGAAUUUCGCAUUGAUUGACUAUUUUUAUGACUUGGAUGUGCUGAAAGAUAGCGAGAAUAACAUCAAUUUUCAGAAGGCAUCUGCCACGUUGGAUGGGUGUAUUAAGAUUUAUUCUUCAAGAGUUGAUUCAGUGACGACAGAGACAGGUAAGUUGUUGAGUGGAUUAGCUCAAAGGAAGACGAAUGGUUCAUCUAAUGGAGAUGAUAAUAACAAUGGAAAUGGCGAAGGGCUUGAAGGUAAAGAGGAAGAAGGAAAUGUAUUGAUUGAUCCACUAACCGGUAUGCCUAUAUCUAAUGAUCCUGAAGUGAAUAAUACAAGGCGGAGAGUUUAUAAUAGAGUUUUAGAAACCACGUUAGUGGAAUUUGAAACAAUCAAGAUGAAAGAACUAGACCAAGAACUACGGAUUGAUCCAUUGUUUAAGAAAGCUCUUGUAGAUUUCGAUGAAGGCGGUGCCAAGAGUUUAUUGCUGAACACACUAAACAUAGACGACACCGCAAGGGUCAUUUUCGAUGCCUCUAUUAAGGAUACACAACAUAUGAUGCAGGAUAAGAAUCAAAGUAAGGAAGGUGAACUGGUUGAAGACAGUAGCGUAGCUAAUGGCGAGAAUGAACCUAGUCAGUCAUUGGUAAGCAACCGCAAUGAUUCGAUGGUGAAUGGUUCAGCCAUUAGUGCACCAUCGAUGGAAGAUGAAAUUUUAUCUCUCGGAAUGGAUUUCAUAAAGUUCGACCAAAUUGCUGUUUGUGAAAUAUCGGGGUCAAUUGAGCAAUUAAGGAAUGUCGUUGAAGAUAUUAAUCAAGCGAAAGGCUUCAUAGAAAAUGUUAACAAUAAAUUCGAUAACUUCUUAACUGAAGAGGAACUACAGGAAGCUGUGCCAGAAAAUGCCGAAGACGAUAUCGAUGGAUUUGAUAUGGGCAUGCAACAGGAGUUAGGAUAUCCAGACGAAAAUCAUGAUAAUAUAUCCCAGGAUGAACAGGAUGAUCCAAGUGAAGACAACGUCAACUCUACUACAGGAAGUAUAUUUGAAAAGGAUUUAAUGGCUUACUUUGAUGAUAACUUGAAUAAAAAUUGGAGAGGAAGAGAACAUUGGAAAGUACGAAAUUUCAAGAAAAUGAAUUAUGUGAAUGAAGAAUCCAACUCAAUAGGAGAAGUGAGGGGUACUAUAAAAUAUAGUAGCAAUAAUGACAUAACAGAGAAUAAACUGACGGACUUUAAGAAAAAGAAUAAACAAAAAAAGGCUUUAGAAAUCGACUUUUUCCAAAUAGAUGAUGAAUUUGAAGACAGCAUUUUUGCACCAAAAGGGAGAACGAAGAUUGAUAUGCCGAUUAAAAAUAGGAAAAAUGACUCUCAUUAUUUACUACCAGAUGAUUUCCAUUUUUCCACCGAUAAGAUAACAAGGUUGUUCAUCAAACCGGAACAAAAAAUGAGUCUUUUCAAUCACCGAAAGCAUUCUGGAGGUGAUGUCAACUCAGGGACUUUUGAGAAAAGUGUGUCUUCUUUCAACCGUUCCAAUAACGACGUUCCUGCUAUUGCCGAUGAACACUUUUGGGCAGAUAAUUACGAAAGGAAGGAGCAAGAGGAAAAAGAAAUGGAGCAGUCUAAAGAGGUAGGCGAUGUUGUAGGUGGAGCGCUGGAUAAUCCCUUUGAAGAUGAUGUGGAUGGUGUUGACUUUAACCAAGCUUUUGAGGAAGCCGACGAUAACGAGGAGGCGGAUAUGAAACUUGAUUUACAGGAUGAAGAAGAUCAUAAGUACCCCAUCCGGGACAACAAAGUUACUUAUUCAAGAGUCUCAAAAAAAAUUGAUGUAAGAAGACUAAAGAAAAACGUGUGGAAAUCGAUUAAUAAUUUGAUACAAGUACAAGACACCAAGAAAGGUGAAGAAGAAAAUUCAAAUGACAGCAAAAUCCACAAAGAGAAUGAACCAAACAAGGAACUGAAAUUCUCAGAUAUUAUUCAUGGUAUAAGUACAAUGUAUUCGAAUGAUACACUAAAGGACAUUUCAACAAGUUUUUGUUUUAUAUGCCUUCUGCAUUUAGCAAAUGAGCAUGGGUUGCAGAUAACUAACACAGAAAACUAUGAGGACCUAGUGGUGAAUUAUGAGGGCCUAGCGACGGCACAAACAGCAACAUGA
This is a messenger RNA of Saccharomyces mikatae IFO 1815, 2274 nucleotides long. RefSeq names its product condensin subunit BRN1 (gene BRN1). Bases 1 to 2274 code for a protein of 757 amino acids. The record is from RefSeq and is a predicted model, not a curated record. The transcript has a single exon. Gene Ontology annotation, biological process: mitotic chromosome condensation. Gene Ontology annotation, cellular component: condensin complex. Lineage: Eukaryota; Fungi; Ascomycota; Saccharomycetes; Saccharomycetales; Saccharomycetaceae. Gene Ontology annotation, molecular function: chromatin binding.